Messenger RNA from Loxodonta africana (African savanna elephant), 6360 nucleotides. Its product is annotated as olfactory receptor 2G2-like. Gene Ontology annotation, molecular function: olfactory receptor activity; G protein-coupled receptor activity. Gene Ontology annotation, cellular component: plasma membrane. The transcript is spliced from 2 exons. NCBI's taxonomy places the organism in Eukaryota, Metazoa, Chordata, Mammalia, Proboscidea, Elephantidae. Bases 1 to 909 code for a protein of 302 amino acids. Gene Ontology annotation, biological process: detection of chemical stimulus involved in sensory perception of smell; G protein-coupled receptor signaling pathway. The record is from RefSeq and is a predicted model, not a curated record.
AUGUCCACGCUUCUCUGUUUGGAGAGCAUUAGAGGAGAGCUAAGAGGCUUUCAGAAGAUUCUAUUUUUGGUCAUCUUGAUAUUGUAUUUGCUAACCAUCUUUGGCAACACCGCCAUUAUCUUGGUAUGUCGCCUGGAACCCAAGCUUCACACACCCAAGUAUUUCUUCCUUUCUCAUCUCUCUUUCCCGGAUCUUUGCUUCACAAGGAGUGUUAGCCCCCAGCUUCUGGUAAACUUAUGGUAUCCCAUGAAAAUCAUUACCUAUGGUGGCUUUGUGGUUCAACUCUAUGUCUCCCCUGCACUGGGAUCCACUGAGUGUGUCCUUCGGUCGGUAAUAUCCUAUGAUCACUAUGUUGCUGCCUGUCAUCCCCUCCAUUACACUGUCUUGAUGAAUCCCCAUCUUUGCAUGACUCUGGCCUCUAUGGCAUGGUUCAGCAGGAUGGCCACUCUCACUCUGCAGCUGCCCUUCUGUGCUUAUCGCCAAAUUGACCAUUUUUUCUGUGAGGUGCCUGUGCUCAAGAAGUUGGCCUGUGUGGACACCACAUUCAAUGAGGCUGAGCUUUUCGUGGCAAGUAUCCUUUUCCUUAUAGUGCCUGUCUCAUCCAUCCUCGUUUCCUAUGGCUACACUGCCCAAGCAGUUUUAAGGAUCAAGUCAGCUACUGGCCGACAGAAAGCAUUUGGGACCUGUUCCUCCCACCUCAUGGUGGUCAUCAUCUUCUAUGCGACCAUCAACUUCAUGUAUCUGCAUCCAGCCAAGAGCAGAUUCAAGGAUCAAGGAAAAUUUGUUUCUCUCUUCUACACUGUUGUAACCCCCAUGCUUACCCCUCUUAUUUAUACUCUGAGAAAUAAAGAGGUUAAAGGGGCUCUGAAGAAAGUUCUAAAGAAGGUUCUGCAAAUCAAUAUUACAUGAUUAUCAAAAAAUUCUUAAAAGAGAUACUGUGAUGAACAACUUUUAAAUGGAGCCUAUCGGAGAUAUUUUCUUUGGAUUAUUUACAAUACUUUAUUUAAAAUUCUGUAAAAUUCUGUGAAUCUAUGUGUCUAGUCUUGACUUUGCCCUUACCCAAUACUAUCAUAAAGCAAAUCAUUGAUUUAGCCUGUACUUCAGUGUCUUCUCUGAAGAAUACAUUCCGUAAGUAGCAUAUAUAAAAUUCUUUUUAAAUUAUAAACUUCACGAGAUUAAGUUGAGCAUGAAAAUAUUCAAGAAAUUCAUAAGAUCACUCAGUCUCUCUUUCCUGUAUUUACCAAUAAUACAUUCAGCCUGUCAGCCUUCCAAGAGCUAUAGAUGGACAUGUUACCUACUUGUUACCAAGGAUUCUAAGCAGGUAGUAAAUUGAAUGUAUGCAUCUUGGAAAAAUUCUGAAGCAGAAUACUCCACUUACUUAGAACCUUGAAGAGCAGUGUAGAGGUGGAAAAACGUAUAAGGACAAAAACCUGAGGAUAAAGUUUGCAGAUUAAAUAUGAUGGAUAAAGCAGGUGGCAAGAGCUUGGUCCUUUGUGUAGUGGAGCCAAUGAGUAAGUCAAAGCUGCUUAACAUUAAACUCUGUUCCCUAUGAAAUUCACAGCUGUAGAAUUUUCUAUGGCCUAAAGACAAAAUUAGUAACAUUUAUUGUGUCACUAAUGAGUCAGAAUUGGCUCGACGGCACUGGGUUUGGUUUUUUUGGUUUUAUUGUUGUAACCGUAACACUGCUUUGUUUUUGUUUUUUUUAAACAUAUUUCUGACUUUUUUAUUCUAUAUUUUGGUUACAAUACGCACAGCAAAAAAAAAAAAAAACCGCCAUCUCAGUGACAGUGCUAACAUUCUUCAAGUUGUACAAUUCCUGCUAUACUUUUCAAAAUUAUUCCACCAACAUUGACAUAACCUUACUGCCCAUAAGGUUCUCAUUGAAUCUUUCAAAAUGCUGCACCCAGUUUGAUUUUACAUGGAUAGUUCUUUAAAAGAGCACAAGGUUCAAGGCAGACAUACUUUACUACUUAAGCUAAACUAUUGUUUGAUUCAAACAAAACUUCACAGCAUAGUCGUGGUUUUAGAUUUAAAGUUUAAAGAUUAUCUCAGAACAAUAGUUUUGGGCUCUAUCCAGCUUCAGCGGUUCCAGAGAAUCUGAAUUCCAUUGAAAAUUUGAGAAUCUGUUCAAUAUUUUCCCACAGUUGAUCAGCAUUCUUCUACAGAAUCUUUGAUCAAAUCAUUCAGAAGUGGAAGUCAGGCAUCAUUCCUUUCUGGUCCCAUGGUAUAGGAGGCAAUUGUUCAUGGUGGCAACCAGACACACAUUCCAAUUCCUGAAUUUCCUUCUUCCUCUGCUAUUCCAGGUAAAUGGAGACCAAUUGUUGUUGCUUGGAUGGCCAUAAAAGCAUUUUUUUUUUAAGUUGUGAUUUGUCUUCCAGAUAACAUCUUUAUCACACUAUUUUCACUAUUUGUACUGAAACACUGAGCUUUAUUUUCCACAACUGUUUCAUCCAUGGACUUUUUCAUGUAUAAUGGCAGUUCAAACCCAUCUUGUUGUGCCAUGGAAGAAAAGCUCUGACAAUGUAUCUACUUCUACUUCUAUAAAGAUUACAGCCAAGAAAAUCCUAUGGAACAGUUCUAAUCUGUAACACAUGGGGUUACCAUGAGUCAGAACUGACUGGAUGGCACAACAGCAACAAAUUCCUUUUUUUUAAAAUGAGGAACAUUGACAUCUUGAUUCUGGAAAUUUUAUGUGAUGCAUAGUAUUAUACAUUCUGUUUUACUUCAUUAUAGCAGGCAUUGAAUUAUGUAAUUUAUUGUUCUCCUUGUUCAGCUUACACACAAAAAAAUAAAUACAUUAUGUUAGAUGAAGAAGAUUAUUGUGGGAGAGUCUUGUAGGUUUAGAUCAGUACCCAUUUAAAAUUAAAAAUAAAGAAGGCAGGAAAUGAACCAUCGUUAGUAAUCAAUUAAAAAAAAUUAGAUAGACAUAAUUAGGAACAUAAUGCACUGGCUGUGUUCUAUCCUUUCAGUGUUUGAAGUAUUAACCUCCCAAUCAUUUGUUAACCCAUUUAUCACAUUUUUGAUGUGCAAGUAUUCAAUGCCAAGUUGUGUGCAAGUUGUGAAGCAUAGUAAUAAAUCAAGAAAGAAAUGGCAUAUGUCCACACUAAAUUUAUUAUCACUGUGAAAGAUGGAUUUUUUUAGCUACCUGGUGCUACUAGAACAGAAAUACCACAAGUGGGUAGCUUUAACGAGCUGAAAUGUGUUUCCUCACAGUUUAGGAGGGUAGAAGUCUGGAUUCAGGACCCAGCUGUAGAGGCAGGUAUUUCCUAAUUAGCAUCCAUGCCCUGGAGCAAUUAAGCCAAUGAACCGUACUCCAAGUCAGAAAGAGAAAGAAAGUUUAUUAGGAAGUGACACCAACAGAAAGCCCGACAGCAACAUUGGCUGUCUUCGUGGAGUCCCCAAAGGCAAUUUUACGUUAGAGCUUAUAUAUCGUUCUUGCAAGGGUUACACAGUGUCUUUAGGCACAUAGCCCACAGAUGGCUGGAUGAGUUAUACAUUACAAGACAAUUACAAGAGACUCCUUAUCAGACUAAAGAUAUACAUGCUGGACAUCUGGACUCUAAUCUUUAUGUUGGGAGUCACAAGUCACAGGUGGUCAGAUGGAACAAAAAAGAACCAUUAACCAAAUUAUGCAGAAAGGAACAGGUAGGCAAAAAAAAAAAAAAAAAAAAACUUAAAGGUUAUUUAGAGUAUCAUUGUGGCAUUAGUUACGCAAGCUCUUAAUCACUCAUUUUGAAAAGGAGAAAACAUGUUGCGACGUUAACGGUCACAAAGGCUCUGUCUCUAUGUGGGCUCUGGGGGAAGAUCCUUGUUCCUGGUUUCUUGGUGGUCUUCAGGUGGCGUGGUAUCUAUCUUCCCCCAUCUUUUUGCUUAAUCUGCUCUUUAUAUCUCAAACCAGAUUGACUUAAAACACACCCUACACUAAUACUGCCUCAUUAACAUAACAAGGAAAACUCAUUCAAAAAUGUUAUUUUAAGCACAAGUGUGGAGGUUAAGAUUUACAACAAAUAUUUUUGAGAGACACAAUUCAGUCCAUAACAUGGACCCUAAACAAAUAUAAAAUACCAUGGAAAUGAAGUUGAGAUAAGAUUCAUGAAGGAAAAACUAGAGGGAGUUAUCUAAUUGAAUAUCAAGGCGCUAACUGAAAGCUUUGAGAUUAAGAGGCUUUUACCAAGAAGUCUCAAGUAAAUAAAACUAAAAGUACAAGGAGGACCACACAAGCGGGGGUGAAUAUGGAGAGGGAAGAGUUUCCUGGAGAAGACUGUGUUCAAGGAAAUGUAGCCAGGUAUUAGGUGCAGCUUUAACCUGACUUUCUAAAUCUACAUAGAAUGGAUGUGAGUCUCAUCAAUUACAUCGUCUGCUGUUUUCUAAUGAAACUCAAAAAUUUCUACAAAUCCCCUGAGGACUUCUAUUCUUAAAGUGACUGUGGCCUUGUUCUGGCUCUUUAUUAAUCACUUAUGAGUUUAGAAUACUUUAAAUAAACUUUUAUUGAGUGGAGAUAACUCAGAUAUGACAGAGCAUGUACUGAGCACGCUUGAAUCUUUCAAUGCAGUCUGCUUCUUUCAUAUUUUCCCAGGAUUGCUACACUCUUUCCCCUGUAUUUCAGUCAUCUCCCUUCUUGUAGUGUUUUGACACCAACAAACACCCAGAGCUUGGAAGAUCCAGUUUACAAGCUGAGAAAGUAUUAAAAAUGUGUUUCCAGAUAUAAAGAACUUUCUCCUAAGAAGAGUUCUGGUGCCCUGUUCAGAUCACAGGAAGCCCUGGUGGCGUAGUGGUUAAGUGCUACGGCUGCUAACCAAAAGGUAGGUAGUUUGAAUCUGCCAGGCCCUCCUUGGAAACUCUAUGGCCCAGUUCUACUCUGUCCUAUAGGGUCGCUAUGAGUUGGAAUUGACUCGACGGCACUGGGUUUGGUUUUUUGGUUUUUUUGGUUCAGAUGACAAAAUUUCCAUUCUUUUUAUAAAAAUAAAAAUAAUGUUACACCAUUGUUUGUUGUGGAUUUUCAGGAAAUUAUCUCAUGUUCUUUCAAAUUCAUACUAGAUAAAAUAUUUGUAGAGUAUGAAUAUAUGGGGUCUACAGCAAUUUUUUUUAUCGCCGUAAACUCAGUGGUCCAUGUAAAACAAUCCUCUUUCCUUUUUUCCCUUCCCUCCCACGCUGGUAGCCAAUAAUAAACCUCCUUUGUCCUCAUCAAACCUGCCCCUCCUGUCACUGGUGAAGUAUGGGCAGUGGACGGCAGGCUGAUUAACCCCCACCCUGGAACCACCAAAACAAAACAAGCCAAACCUCUACAUAAUUGUUCACAACAUCUUCAUUUAUAAUAGCUCCAAAUUGGAAACAGUCAAAAUCUUCUCAAACAGGUAAUGGUUUAGCAAACUCUGAUCCAUUCAUACCCUGUAAUACUAUUCAGCAAUAAACAGGAAUGUACUAUUGCUGUACGCAACAACGUGGAUGGAUGUAAAGGUCAAUAUUCUGAGGCGAAAAAACCCCAAAAGUCACGUACUCUAUGAUUCCAUUUAUAUAAGAAUGUUAUUUCUUAAGGUUACAAAAAUCAUAGAAAUGAAGAAAUAAUUUUAGGUUAUCAUGGAUUUUUAAGAGUUUGAAACGAUGUGGGCAGUGGACUUUGUAUGUUUAUAAAGGGAUAGCAAGAGGGAGAUCUUUGUGAUGAUGAAGGAGUUCCAUAUCUUGAUUUUGGUAGUGGUUCACAGAAUUAAACGUGAUUAAAUGAUAUCAAACUAUACAUACACUUCACAAAAAAAUUUCUUGGCUGGAAAUUUUACAAUAGUUAUGUAAGAUGUAGUAAACAGGGGGAACUGUGAGAACAUUACAUGGGACCUCUCAGUAUCACCAUUGUAACUUUCUGAAAAUGUAUAACUCAUAGGAGCUUUGGUGGUACAGUGAUGAAAUGCUUGGCUGUUAAUCAAAAGGUAGACAUUUCUAGCCCACCAGCUGUUCUGCUGGAGAAAGAUAUGACGGUCUGCUUCCUGAAAGAUUAUACCUUUGGAAACCACAUGGGGCAGUUCUACUUUGUGCUAUAAGAUCUUCAUACAUUGCUCUUAGGAGUGUAUUCUGCUUAACCACUGAAAGCUAGCGUGGCCUCCCUGAGUUUUGAGAGCUUCAACAUAACUUUCCUACAAAUCCUGAACAAGAAAGCUCCCUGAACCUCUGCUUUUCUAGACUUUCCAAUGUUUUGUUUUGUUUUUUGGUCUCUAUUUUUCUGUAUUCAAUCCCUUUCUGUCUGUGAUAUCUACACUGGUUUUAGUUUUCCUGACACAACCAUAACGGAGAAAAUAUGUGUCAAAAAAGGCCAAGAAAAGAACAACCAAACAAACUUAAAUGGAAAAAAAAAAAAAUAAAGGGCAGAAA